CUUUUCUCAGAUCCACUCUUCUCUCCAUUGAUCAUUAACACAUAUACACAGUAACAUGCCUAUUAACAAGAAGAAGGUCGCUGCUCGAAAGGCUGUUGCAACCCGUAAAAACGCUGCUGCCGCCAAGGUUGAGUCAAAGAAGGAACAAGAAGUGAACGCCAAGGAAGAACAGCAAGAAUCUGGAAGUGAAUCGGAAUCCGACGCCGAUAACAAUGACGAGGAAUUGAAGGACGCUUCCGACGAAGAGAAAGACAGCGAGUCUGGAUCUUCUUCAUCGUCAGAGGAAGAGGAAGAGGAAGAGGAAGAGGAAGAAAAGGCUACUGAAAAAGAACAAGAAAUGUCAGAAAAUGACGACGACGAGGAGAGCAGCAGCAGCUCGGAUUCAGAGAACAGCAAGAAGCGCAAGGCCGAAGAUGAUUUGGAAGAGGAGCAGCAGCCAGUUAAGGCACUGAAGGUUGAACACGUUCCAAAGGGACCCAAGACGAGCUUUACCGUCUUUGUUGGCCAGCUUAACUAUGACGCAACAUACGACCAGGUCAAGGAACACUUUUCCAAGUGUGGCGACAUCAAGGAGAUCCGAUUGUCGAGCUACGGUGCGGGUGGCAAGAACAAGGGCACAUGCUUCAUUGACUUUGAGGACAAGGAAGGCCACGACGCUGCCCUGAAGUUGAAUGGCGUCGAGUUCAUGGGCCGUAAGAUUAAGGUGGACCACGACGAGCCUCGCAAGAAGGAAGCCGUCUCUGAAGAAAGCAACAUUUUGUUCUACGCCAAUCUCGAUUGGGCCGUCACCGAAAAGCAACUUGAAAACUUGUUUUCCCAACAUGGUGAAGUCGUUUCCGUCACACUGCUUACCAAGCCUGGACCAGAAAGAUCGUCAAAGGGCUGUGGUUUUGUUGAAUUUGAAGAAAAGGAUUCCGCCGUUAAAGCAUUCAGUGCUCUGCGGGACUCCACCGUUGAUGGCCGUCCAUUGCGUCUGGACUAUGCUGGUCCUCGUGGAUCUUCAAAGAUCAACCGCAGACCUAAUCAGGAAAAGGGCGGCUUCAAGAAGGGCGGCUUCAAUAAGGGUGGCUUCAAGAAAGGUGGCUUUAACAAGGGCGGUUUUAACAAGGGCGGCUUUAACAAAGGCGGCUUCAAGAAUGGUAACAACCGCGGUCAAGGCCAAGCAGGCAAAUAACCGACAAGUUAUCAAUGGGCAUAUAAAACCGAUCACCACAAAAAGCACAGAAGCAUAAAUAGAUUUUAAACAUGUAUUCCUCCUAACAUUGUAUUUACUUAUUCUCGAUCCUCUUUUUCUUUCAUCAUUAAAGCAUGC
Molecule: messenger RNA, 1312 nt
Organism: Zychaea mexicana
Lineage: Eukaryota; Fungi; Mucoromycota; Mucoromycetes; Mucorales; Lichtheimiaceae
Exons: 1
Coding region: 56-1174 (372 amino acids)
Molecular function (GO): RNA binding
Source: RefSeq, a predicted model, not a curated record